Messenger RNA from Rotaria socialis, 648 nucleotides. Lineage: Eukaryota; Metazoa; Rotifera; Eurotatoria; Philodinida; Philodinidae. The record is from the annotation of a GenBank genome assembly.
AUGUACUGUGUAGGGCAAUUGAGUAUUUCACCUUCGGCACAAUGGUCAGUGAAUGCCACUACUGUAGUUGGAUCACCCAUCGGAACACCAGGAUCGGCAUCAUCACUACUCAUUUCAAACGGUGGCAUUUAUAUUGCAGACAAUGGUACUAUCUAUAUUUCCGACAGUGUUAAUAAUCGUAUCGUCAUUGUAUCUCCAAACUGGGCAACUGCUAGUGCAAUAAUCGGUAGUGGCCCAGGCAACAGUCUGACCCAACUGAACUAUCCAACCGAUCUUUUUGUCACGAGUUUUGAUAUCUACCUACUCGAUUCAUAUAAUUAUCGAGUUGUCGAAUACAACAACAAUGAAACUAAUUCAAGUAUUGUAGCUGGACCCACUGGUGUUUCGGGUGGCACAACGGAUUUCAAUAAAUUUGGUAUAAGCUAUCAAAUAUUUGUUGUUGUUUCCGGUAAUCUCUAUGUAAGUGAUCAAGGCAAUCAUAGAGUUUUACGAUUUCCAUCAAGUUCAUCAAAUGGUACAAAUGCUAGCAUUGUAGCGGGUACAAGCACAACCGGGGACGGGUCAAAUGUACUUUUUUGUCCAUACGGCAUAUUUGUCGAUAAUGCUCUCACCCUGUAUAUUGCUGAUAUGUAUAUUCAUCGUAUUUAA